GACAUAGCACAUUCUCCAGCAGGCAGACAGUGGUCUUGGAUUUCCCAGCAGAUCAGAUUUCUAAAGGGGACCGGAGUUGACAGAUGGCUUCCAGGAGUGCAGGCACCUUAAUCACGGACAACAAUGCAACCUAUAUCCCACCUGCUAUGAUGCCUGGUUACCGUGGUCACAUUCCAACACAAUCAUUUACUUAUGGAGAUACAUAUGGCAAUACUUCAGCUCGCUGGUUCCAGGAUUUUCGAUCCAGUGUUCUAAACUCCAGUCAAACUCCUUACUGCAAAGGGGGUCAGUUUGCCACCAGCUUUUCAAAUGACCCUGAGUUGGUUUUAACAAGCAGGUCCCGUGGCUGGAACAGAUGGCUAUACAGCCCAAAGGUCUCCAGAUAUAAUGUUGAUUUUGACAGAACACAAGAACUGAAAGAUUUUAAAAAGAUUGCACAACAACACCGGGAUCACUACAAAGACAAAACCGGCACUGUGCAUCAGGUGACACACUUCACUUUACCCAUAAAAAAUGAGGAGACAUAUCCACUCCCUCAGCAAAAAUUUUGAUCUUACACAACGAGUACAUCAGCUGCAACCUUAUGACAAAUAAUAAAACUAUUAGAACCAAUAUCCGGAUAUUUUGAUUUUGUGAGUGCGCUGCCAGAACAGAACACAGUGCAAAUCAUGUGCUGCAGAAUAUAUACAUACCGUUUAUUACACCGUAUAUCUGAUCAUUAAUGCUGUUAUUUUGAUGUCUUAAUCAAGAAGCGGAUUUUGAUAUUUAACACAUGUUCGUUAUAAUUAUUUCUUGUGCCUCCUUUUAAUAAAAGUCUGAAAAGUUA
Bombina bombina (fire-bellied toad) is the source of this 826-nucleotide messenger RNA. It is a transcript of the gene CIMIP2C, whose product is annotated as family with sequence similarity 166 member C. The transcript has 4 exons. Bases 84 to 551 code for a protein of 155 amino acids. Lineage: Eukaryota; Metazoa; Chordata; Amphibia; Anura; Bombinatoridae. The record is from RefSeq and is a predicted model, not a curated record.